GCAGGGAUUGGUGCCAGGUCUCCGGCUGUGAAUACUUGUGCCUGGCAGCUCCUCAAGUGGGCCGACACCCCCCCAAAUACACAUGUGUGUGUUCAGAUAACAUGAUGCUAGCCCGGGAUAUGAGGUCAUGCGUACCUGCCGUGCCCACGCCUGAAGCUCCUGUGCAGCCUCAGCUUCCAGCUACAGACCCUCCUCGUCGCCCUCCAGUUCCAGCCAGCACCACACCCAAGACCCUGGUCCGUACCACCCCUAAACCCCAAAUCCGUACCACCCCUAAACCCCUGAUUCGUACCACCCCAGUUCCCAUAAUCAGCACCACUGCAGCCAGGCCAGCACCACGCACCACCAUCAAACCUCCAGUAAAGACCACCACCCCAGAACCAAAGGUCCCGUCACCCAGGCCGGUGAACCCUAAAAUCCCCCAGACCACCACAGGGGCUCCAGUCACAUCUCCAGAUAUCCCACAUGAAUUUGCCGCUGCUGUACCCAACGCUGCCUCCACCACGCCGGUAGCUCUGUAUAUAGCUUUACCUCUGGCGAUCAUUUGUCUGGUGGCUAUUGGUGGCGUGCUACUAUGGAGGAACUACAGGCUGAAAAACACCAACACAAUCCACUUUGACAACCCCGUUUACCAGAAAACCACCGAGGACCAAGUGCACAUUUGGAGGAGCAACAGCAUUGAUGGGUACUCCUACCCAAAAAGACAAGUCGUGAGCUUUGAUGAAGAAGAGGACAAUCCAGCCUUCACAGAAAACUGAAAAAAGUUGUGCUGAGUGGAAAGAAGAGCCUUGAUGAUUAAGCUACCUUGGACGUCCUUGUGUAUUUUCUUACCUGACAUGGCACAAAGAUAUGGAAUUUAAAGCCAAUCUUGAAACCACUAUAUCCUCACAAACGCUUGAAUGGCGCAUUUCCACUUCAGCUCGGAGCUCGCUUUAAGCGUGCCGUUUUUGGUUGCGUU
Notothenia coriiceps (black rockcod) is the source of this 958-nucleotide messenger RNA. Its product is annotated as low-density lipoprotein receptor 1-like. The annotation marks the transcript as partial. The transcript has 5 exons. NCBI's taxonomy places the organism in Eukaryota, Metazoa, Chordata, Actinopteri, Perciformes, Nototheniidae. The record is from RefSeq and is a predicted model, not a curated record.